AUGGCGGCAUCUUCAGAUAACCAAACCCUUCCUACCGAAACCCUAAUCCCCUCCGUUGAACAAUCCAACGGCCACGAUUCCACCGAACAACCCCAUCAAAUUCCCCCAGAACAAUCAGAGCCGUCCCAUCCUCAACCAACUGUCUCACUCGAACCAGUCGAGAAGCGAAAGAGAGCCGAAGAAGAAGAACAAGCUGUGCACCCUUUAUGGAAGACGAGCCUCUGCUCCUACUUCCGGCGAUCGAGCGGGUUGUGCAGCCACGGCGAUGCUUGCCGGUAUGCCCACAGCGAGGAGGAGCUCCGAAUCCGACCCGACAACACGUGGGACCCGAGCUCCGAGCGGGCCAAGAAGGUGUUGAAGACCGAGAAUGGAGAGAAAUCGAAGCCAGUUGAGGUUGAAUGUGAUGUUCUGAUGACGGACGCUCUCGACGGCGAUUCUUCGGACCCCGCUCUCUCCAAGUGCAUGGUGAAUCUCCCCAUGCGGUGGACUUCGGACAAUAUGCGAAAUUUUCUCCGCGAACAGGGAAUUGUAUAUAAAUCAGCAAAGAAAAAGAAAGGCAUGAAAGCAGGUUUCGUGAAUUUUGAAAAUGAAGAACAAGUGAAAAGAGCAAUGGAGGAGCUGGAUGGAAGAUGUGUUGGCAACCAGAAUUUAAAGGUUGUAGAUGUUGUUCCCCGAUCAUUUGAUAACAAAACUAAAUUCGCAGUGCCUACCCCUCAAAGUUCCCAACAAACUAUAAAGCCAGCAUUAGUUGGUGACAAUAAUGAGGUAUCUACAUCUUCAAAUGGGUGCGAAGAUGGUGAUACAAGUGAUGAUAUUGUCACACUUGAUUAUUCAGCUUCAAAGGCAAGAAGUGUCCGUGAUGUAGUGACUCCACUUGCACAUAUGCCUUACGUUGAUCAGCUGGAGCACAAGAAGAAUAAUCUCACUCAAAUUCUCAAAAGACUUACUCGCAAUGCACGUAAAGCUUGCCCAAAGGGUGUUUCACUUCCAGAGUGGAUUCUUAGAUCCAGGGAAAUAGGGGGUCUUCCAUGCAAACUAGAGGGUAUAGUCGAAUCACCACUUGUAAAUGGAUACCGUAACAAGUGUGAAUUUUCGGUUGGAUAUUCUGUACAGGGAAAACCAACUGUGGGGUUUAUGCUUGGGAACUUCAGGGAGGGUGUGACAGCUGUUGAAGAACCUACGAACUGCCCAAAUGUUUCCACAGUUGCUUGUAAAUAUGCUGCAAUAUUUCAAGAGUUUCUACAAAGUUCAGGCUUACCGAUUUGGAACAGAUUUAAUAAUUCUGGAUUCUGGCGCCAGUUAACAGUUCGAGAAGGACGGUCUCCAGGCAAGGUUGCUGAGGUUAUUUCAGAGGUUAUGCUCAUUGUCCAGGUUUGCACAUUGCACUUUGAUGAUGAGUUAGUAAACAGUGAAUUUGAGAGGAUGGCUCAAGCAUUUGCUGUGGGACCUUCUGCUGAUUCUCCUUUGCCUCUAACAUCAUUGGUAGUUCAGGAUCACCAGGGAAUAUCAAAUGCAGCACCAGCUGAUGCUCCAUUGCGCUCAAUUCCUAUUCCUAAAGCAGAAAGUGACUCCAGACAUGAGGUAGCAAUUGAUGGUGUAGAAGCGAGGAUUCAUGAUUAUAUAAGCAAUCUUCGGUUCUGUAUAUCCCCAACAGCUUUCUUUCAAGUGAACACUCUUGCUGCAGAGAAGCUAUAUUCACUGGCUGGGGAUUGGGCUGGCUUAGGAACUGAUACCUUGCUUUUUGAUAUAUGCUGUGGGACUGGAACAAUUGGCCUAACCUUAGCUCACCGUGUUGGUAAGGUGGUUGGCAUUGAAAUGAAUGCGUCUGCAGUCUUGGAUGCUGAGAGGAAUGCUGAAAUUAAUGGCAUAAAAAACUGCAGAUUUGUUUGUGCAAAGGCUGAGAAUGUCAUGGGAUCUCUUUUAAAGGAGUACCUAAAUUUGCCUCAGAAACAAGAUGAGAUUGCAAAUUCCUCUGAAAAAAACAAUGAAGAACCAGUUUACAUUGAAGAGAAAGGUACCUCCUUGGACAAUACACCAGACUCUGAAGACAGUGCAAGCCUUGAGCUUGAAAAUGGUAAAAGUGAAUCUGGGUGUGUUAGCAGGCCAGGACUUGACAACCAACCUCAGAACAGUUGUACUUCAGAAAAUAAUACUUUAACACAUCAAUUCAAAAAUGUUGUUGCCAUUGUUGAUCCUCCACGUGUUGGACUUCAUCCAACUGUGAUCAAAGUGCUGAGAACUCAUCCACGUUUAAGGAGGCUUGUUUACAUUUCCUGUAAUCCCGAAAGCUUAAUGGCAAAUGCUAUUGAGCUCUGCACACCAUCUGCUGAUAAAACUGGGAAAGGGAACAAGAACAACUGGGGAUGGAGGAACAUGAGCAGUGCUAGUUUGGCACGGCAUAGGGCUAAAUCAAUGCCCAACUCAGAGCCUUUCCAACCCAUGAAAGCGAUGGCAGUUGAUCUUUUCCCUCAUACUCCACACUGUGAACUGGUAAUGCUUCUGGAGAGGUAAAUAACCCAAAUCUCUUCAGAGAUGAUCUUUAUUUAACAUGCUUGCUUGAAGUUUUUGUCAAUUUUUUUCCUUUUUUGUCCCUUAAUGUAAAGUGAAUGGUUCUGCAGACCUGCGAAAUUUUUGUAUUUAAAUCUAAAGUAACAUAAUGAAAUUUUCCAAUCGCAAGAAGGA
This is a messenger RNA of Camellia sinensis, 2682 nucleotides long. Its product is annotated as zinc finger (CCCH-type) family protein. The record is from RefSeq and is a predicted model, not a curated record. Lineage: Eukaryota; Viridiplantae; Streptophyta; Magnoliopsida; Ericales; Theaceae. Gene Ontology annotation, molecular function: RNA methyltransferase activity; metal ion binding; RNA binding. Gene Ontology annotation, biological process: RNA processing.